AUGCUGCUGCGGCAGUCAGUUCGCGUGUCCACUCGCUCUCCAGCACUAUCAGCAUUCAGGAACAAUAGGAACAUAAGAAGUGCAGGCUCUUUCUUGUCUGUGCGCCUAUCCUGUAGCAAUGGAGGACCCCAAGAGAUUCCGAAGCGCCCUCUCCCCACAACCUCAACCAAGCUUCGCAGCGCCCUGAACUGGAAGCUAGGGCCCACAUUGUUCUCCCGAACCGUGACCACAAAACCUCUACCACAGCCCAGAUCGCGAUUCCUACGCCUUAUCUACCGGACUGCCGCAGCUUUCGGAUUCUUCGUGGCGAUCAGUGGUGGAUUGGUUGUGGCCUUCUUCAUCUACGACGCCACCACAUAUAAGGAAGACCCAGGGGCAGAAGACAUUCCCGUCUCGGAGUAUGCCCUCCAUCCAAGAAGAGGGGGGCCCAAGAACCUCCCUAUUGCUGAGCAUUUCGUGGAUGACGACGACUGCCCGGAGAUGAUAGGCCAGAAACACAAGCCAAAGUUGGUUAUACUCGGGACUGGCUGGGGAAGUGUGGCGCUUUUAAAGACGCUGAACCCCAACGACUACCAUGUUGUUGUAGUUUCGCCAUCAAAUCACUUCCUCUUUACGCCUAUGUUGCCAUCUGCUACAGUGGGCACAUUAGAACUUCGGUCUCUAGUAGAGCCAAUCAGGAGGAUAGUGCGCAAAGUCCACGGCCACUUCUUGAAAGCAAUGGCCGAAGAUGUGGACAUCUCUGCAAAGUUGGUUGAAGUUUCUGCUAUUGCCGCGGACGGAACGAAGCAACAUUUCUAUCUACCCUACGACAAACUCAUCAUUGGAGUUGGCUCCGUUACCAACCCGCACGGUGUAAAAGGCCUUGAACACUGCCACUUUCUCAAAGACAUCAGCGAUGCCCGGCUUAUACGAAACGCCGUAGUCCGUAACCUUGAGAGCGCGUGUCUUCCCACAACUUCUGACGAAGAACGACGACGUUUGCUGUCAUUUGUAGUAUGUGGUGGAGGGCCGACGGGUGUAGAGUUCGCCGCGGAACUCUUUGACAUGCUGAACGAGGACUUGUCGCGUUACUUCCCCAAGAUUCUUCGCAACGAAAUAUCAGUGCACGUAAUCCAAAGCCGAGGCCAUAUUCUCAACACUUACGAUGAAGCUCUAUCCGAAUACGCCGAAAAGCAUUUCGCUCACGAUGAAGUCGAUAUUCUUACUAAUGCGCGCGUCAAAGAGGUACAAGAAAAGAAGAUUCUGUUCUCGCAAAAGGACGAGGAAGGCAAGGUCGUCACGAAGGAAAUACCGAUGGGAUUCUGCCUUUGGUCAACUGGAGUGUCCCAAACCGACUUCUGCCAACGCCUGGCCGCGCAGUUGGAAGGUCAAAACAACAAGCAUGCCCUUGAGACCGAUACCCAUCUCCGUCUAGCCGGGACGCCCCUUGGCGACGUCUAUGCCAUUGGUGAUUGCAGCACCGUGCAGAACAAUAUUUCCGACCACAUCGUGACGUUCCUACGCACGUUGGCCUGGGAGAAAGGCAAGGAUCCCGAAGCCAUGCACCUUACAUACAACGACUGGCGCGGUGUGGCUAAGCGCGUUAAGUCACGAUUCCCACAAGCUGCAGACCAUCUACGACGUCUCGACAGACUCUUCGCAUCGUACGACAAAGACCAGAGCGGUACGCUUGAUUUCGGCGAGCUCCGCGAACUUCUCAUGCAAAUUGAUUCCAAGCUCACGUCUCUCCCUGCAACGGCUCAACGCGCCCACCAGCAGGGUCAGUAUCUUGGCAAGAAGUUUAGCAAACUAGCGCAAGCUGCGCCAGGCAUGAAGCUGAAUGAAAUGAAUUAUGGCGACUUGGACGAUGCAGUUUACAAGGCCUUUGAGUACAAGCACCUCGGUAGCUUGGCAUAUGUUGGAAAUGCUGCCGUUUUCGAUACCGGUUUCAAAGGAUUCAACUUCGGCGGUGGGCUUAUUGCCGUGUACCUAUGGCGAAGUGUGUACUUUGCGCAGAGCGUUAGUUUCAGGACGAGGAUAUUGUUGGCAAUGGACUGGACGAAGCGGGCGCUUUUUGGUAGAGAUUUGAUGAACUUCUGA
This is a messenger RNA of Mytilinidion resinicola, 2079 nucleotides long. RefSeq names its product putative alternative NADH dehydrogenase. Gene Ontology annotation, molecular function: NADH dehydrogenase activity; calcium ion binding. The record is from RefSeq and is a predicted model, not a curated record. Bases 1 to 2079 code for a protein of 692 amino acids. The transcript has 3 exons. Lineage: Eukaryota; Fungi; Ascomycota; Dothideomycetes; Mytilinidiales; Mytilinidiaceae.